Molecule: messenger RNA, 975 nt
Organism: Lathyrus oleraceus (garden pea)
Lineage: Eukaryota; Viridiplantae; Streptophyta; Magnoliopsida; Fabales; Fabaceae
Exons: 7
Coding region: 1-975 (324 amino acids)
Source: RefSeq, a predicted model, not a curated record
AUGAUUUCAGCGUGUAUUGUUCAGUCUCAUUUAUGGAAUCAUACCAAGAUUUUGCGUUUGCGUCAAAAUAUGCGAUCAUUGCAUGAUCAAGAGUUUGUAGAAUUUCUUAUUCGCAUUGGUGAUGGUGUUGAACCUACCAAACCAGAUGACAUGGUGAGGUUACCUUUACAUAUUGCAAUCCCAUGGGAAGGUGAACAUUCCAUACAGGUACUUAUCCAACAUAUUUUUCCUAAUUUAGAAUUGCAUGGUUGGGAUGCCCCAUAUAUGGUACAAAGAGCUAUUUUGACACCAACAAAUGAUGAUGUCCAGAAAUUGAAUGAUAUGAUUAUCGAUCAGUUUCCAGGAGAAGAACAUAAUUUGUUAUCGUUUGACGAGGUUGAAGGAGAUAAUCAUAAUUUAUACCAGCAAGAAUUCUUAAACUCAAUUGCACAAGGUAGUUUGCCACCACAUAUUCUAAAGAUAAAAAAGGGUGCACCAUUAAUGUUAUUACGAAAUCUAGAUCCUAGAUAUGGAUUGUGUAAUGGGACCCGGGGUGUUUCACAGACUACAACAAGAGUUUUAACUAGGGAAGGAAAAUUGAAAGGAGAAGAUGCCAAACUAGAACACGAUGAAAUCUUUCAAUUAUGUAAGGAGUUGAGACGAAAGAAUGUUGAAACUUGCUUCAACAUGAAAAUAACAGACUUUGAAGAUAAAUGGAACACAUGGAAGGAUGAACAAAGUAUUUCAUCCAUCGACAAACUCGACAAUAAGGUGUAUUUAUCUUUUCCAAAUCCAGGUAAUUCAGAAACAAGUCAUAACUGUUGUUCUACCAAAUCUAGACUAAAACAAAGUAUCUACAUUCUCCAGUUUUUUAAAUCUCAAGAGCGCAUUGAUAAAGGGAUGUACGAAGAAUUGAUUCAAAUCUUUAUAAGAGAAAAAGAAAAUACUUCGAAUAGAGAUUUUAUGUUCGGCAUUCCUCUUAAAGAAUGUCAUUGA